CCGGACUUACAAAAUAUUUGGUGACUAAAUAUUUAUUAAAAUUCAAAUGACCAAUUACUUGGAUAGCCCUAUCGUCAAAUAAUCUAGUAACCAUGAGUAUUUUACAGUAAUGAUCACUAAAGUUAAUGACUUGAACAUUCCAAUAAUCAAGAAUUAUUAAGAGACAACAAGAAGUGAACAAGAAGCAAGGUCUAACGUUACGAAUUGACGUAAUCGUUUUCUUUUAAUAAUGGAACCUGAAGAUAUAUCUGAAUCUGUAUCUGAUUUCGCAACUGAUCAUAAAUUAGGACAUGACAAACGUAUUAUCGAAACUCUUAAUGUUAUUAUAAAAAUUGAAAAUGUUUGUGGAUUGUUCAGAUUUGCUUUUGUAAACGGAAAGCUUCGAGAACCAACUUGGAUGAUGAAAAUGAUAUCCUUGUUUAUUUCAAUUACAUGUGCCUGCCUCUUUUUCUACGUAUCUAUAAAUUCCUUUCACAUUAAUAUUGAUAACAUCUCUGUGGCAAAUUUCUUAAACCUUAUUUGUGUUGUAGCGACGGGAACUCAAUACAUGGUUAAUAUUAUGACCAUUACUUUUAUUUUUAAUUCUACUAAUAUUUGUAUCAUAACCACACUUGCAAAUCUAGAUGUAAAGAUGAAAUUAGAGAAUAUCAAGAAUUUUUAUAAAAAAUCAAUGUUGGAAUCGUACAAAUAUGUUAUUUCUAUUGGUAUAAUUCAGGUUGUCAUAAUCAGUUUAGAUGCUUUAACAAUAAAUGUGGCAUGGGCACUUACGGCUGGAAUGAUCUCCUUUGUACAAAGGCUGGAAAUUAUAACUUUUUGUAAAUAUAUUGACUUAUUAAGACGCAGACUGCAAAUUAUAAAUAAAUAUUUAAAAACCUUUGUUAAUGAACAAGACAGAAAAUCCGAAACAAUUUUCACAAUUGAAACCGAAACUAUUGUAACAAACGACACGGCCAAUUUAAUAGGCGAUGCGUCAGAGAGUAACACUAAAAUACGCGACCUGGCUCAGAUGUAUGGCAUGAUCGCACAUACCUGUUCUAUGAUCGGCAAAAUUUUCAGCCUACAGAUUCUUACGAUACUUAUAAGUGUCUUUAUAUUAUUAAUUACCAUCAUGUACAACAACCUCAUCAUUUACCAAACAUCAAUGUAUGUCUUUGGUCGAACAGUAAAUGCAAUAGUUUCAUUUUCCUUUUGGCUUUUUUACUUUGCUUUCAUGUCUUUCAAAUGUGAACGAUUACUCUCAGUGCGCAACGAAACAAAAAUUCUGGUAAACAAAAUCAUCAUGAACUAUGAUCUGCCGACGACAAUGAGAGAUCAAGCUAAAGCGUUCAUGCAACUCGUGGAGGCGUGGCCGUUGCGUAUCCAUAUUUACGAUAUGUUCUCAGUAGACAUAACGCUGAUGUUGAAAUUCAUAAGUGUGGCCACAACUUACUUUAUUAUAAUUAUUCAAGUAGUUAAUUUUUCACAGAUUAUCCUGGUGAUUUGUUUCUUUCCGAUUUUUGUUUAUAGCAAUUCUCUGGUAUUGAAUAAAUGAGUGUCAUCAUAUUUAUAUUUGUUUUCAGUAUUCCGCAAAAAUAUCUACAAUAAAGACCUUAUCUGAUUUGGAUCGAUCCAUACCCAUCUCUUUACUUUGAAAAUCGGUCUGAUCCCCAAAAACAAAUUCCCAUUUUGACCUAAUACUUACCGAACCAUAAUUACUGCAACUCUUUGUUGUUCACACUGAUAACACUCUGACAUGCGCUUUCCUUCUACUAGUCUGCGGAAAUGUAUUCAACUGAUUUGAUUUAUAAGGCAGUUUGGUGCAUAAGUACAUUAUCCAACCUCAUUGUACUAGCAUUCGGCUGUGAAUGAUUACUUUGAGCACGAAAUAAAACUAGAAUUCUGGUCAACAGGAUAGCCAUGGACGAUGAUCUCCCUACGAGAAUAAGAGCCGAGAGCUUCUUUUGGAAGCCUCAGUCGUACGGGCCUAGGUGUCAUUAGCGAACUGGCCCGCCAACAUCAACGAGGAGCAGGAGUGGUUCCGGGAGACCAUGUGGAAAAUCUGCGAUGUGGCCAUGCCCCGAUUCAGAAAGGACGCGCCCUUCGCCGGGUACUGGGGGUCGCGCGAGUUUGCAUCUCCGCGAGACACUUGUAGACAGGACUCCGCUAGCUCCGUAUCCGCCCUCCGGAUGCGGCUUAAAGCCAAAAAUACCGCCCCACGGCCUGAUAAUCUGCCUGGCACCCAGGCCUUUUUAAUCUCUUGAGCUUCGACUGGAGGCACUGUUUUACGAGGAGUGCCUACCGACCUCCUCAACGCAGUUUCUCGGGUAACCCAAACACCCCUAAGUAGGAUUGCUUGUCAGACUUACUGGGUGCUGACUACCCGUAACGACUGCCAGAGGUUGACGACACAGGCGAGACCUACAGGAGAUCAUGCCCUCUACAACACGGUCAUUCGAGUCUAAGAUAUACUUAGAAAGUACAUACAUACAAACUUAGAAAACUUGCAUUGGUUCUUGCCUAUCCUGGAAUCGAACCCACACAUACUUGAGAGAUUGGUCCUUUAGUCACUAGGCGCCACGACUUUUUUUUUAAUCAAUCAAAUUCAAUCAAGAAUAUUGAAUAUGAUUUUAAUCUUGAUUGAAUUUGAUUUUAUACCAUCGAAGUAUACAAAGGAACUAAUAAAAUGUCACCGUGAAAACGACAUCCAUAUAGUGCUACUGUGUUUAGUUCCAGACUUUCAAAAUAUUUGUCUAAAUAUUUAUUGAAAUUCAAAUGACCAAUUACUUGGAUAGCCCUAUCGUCAAAUAAUCAAGUAACCAUGAAUAUUACAUAGUUACAGUAAUGAUCACUAAAGUUAAUGACUUGAACAUUCCAAUAAUCAAGAAUUAUUAAAAGACAACAAGAAGUGAACAAGAAGCAAGGUCUAACGUUACGAAUUGACGUAAUCGUUUUCUUUUAAUAAUGGAACCUGAAAAUAUAUCUGAAUCUGUAUCUGAUUUCGCAACUGAUCAUAAAUUAGGACAUGACAAACGUAUUAUCGAAACUCUUAAUGUUAUUAUAAAAAUUGAAAAUGUUUGUGGAUUGUUCAGAUUUGCUUUUGUAAACGAAAAGCUUCGAGAACCAACUUGGAUGAUGAAAAUGAUAUCCUUGUUUAUUUCAAUUACAUGUGCCUGCCUCUUUUUCUACUUAUCUAUAAAUUCCUUUCACAUUAAUAUUGAUAACAUCUCUGUGGCAAAUUUCUUAAACCUUAUUUGUGUUGUAGUGAAGGGAAUUCAAUACAUUGUCAUCAUUGUGACCACUACUUUUAUUUUUAAUUCAACCAAUAUUUGUAUCGUAACUACGCUUGCAAAUCUAGAUGUCAAGAUGGAAUUAGAGAAUAUCAAGAAUUUUUAUAAAAAAUCUCUUUUAGAAUCCUACAAAUAUCUUAUUUUAAUUGGCUCCAUUCAGGUUGUCAUAAUCAGUUUAGACGCUUUAACAAUAUAUGUGGCAUGGGCACUUGCAGUUGGAGUGAUCUCCUUUGUACAAAGGCUGGAAAUUAUAACUUUUUGUAAAUAUAUUGACUUAUUAAGACGCAGACUGCAAAUUAUAAAUAAAUAUUUAAAAACCUUUGUUAAUGAACAAGACAGAAAAUCCGAAACAAUUUUCACAAUUGAAACCGAAACUAUUGUAACAAACGACACGGCCAAUUUAAUAGGCGAUGCGUCAGAGAGUAACACUAAAAUACGCGACCUGGCUCAGAUGUAUGGCAUGAUCGCACAUACCUGUUCUAUGAUCGGCAAAAU
Helicoverpa zea (corn earworm) is the source of this 3761-nucleotide messenger RNA. RefSeq lists its product as uncharacterized. The coding region runs from base 230 to 1531 and encodes 433 amino acids. Gene Ontology annotation, biological process: sensory perception of taste. Lineage: Eukaryota; Metazoa; Arthropoda; Insecta; Lepidoptera; Noctuidae. The record is from RefSeq and is a predicted model, not a curated record. Gene Ontology annotation, cellular component: membrane; dendrite; axon. The transcript has a single exon.